AUGCGUGGUUUAGCAUGGGAAAUCGAGCAAAAAGCUGAAGAAUUAAAAGUCGAGUUAGCUGAGAUGAGAUUGCGAAAGCGGGCAAGUCACGUUGUAGAGAAAGAGAACAAUGAGAGUGACGUUAAUGAGGCAGAACUGAAUUUAUCAUCAGGAGAGAUUAAUGAAGUCAAUGGUAAUAAUUCUGGGGAGGUUAAACUUAACAACAGUGAAAGGAAUUCGCAGGUAUUAUCGCAUGAAAUAGUUGAAGACGGAGAGCUUAAUACGAAUUGUGAUCGGGCCCAUGAGGGGACUGUCAAUGGAAAACAAUUGUUUGUUAGUAAGAAUGUUGUUAACCUUUCUAGUAGGGAGUUAACGCAUGACGAGAUUGAACUGCUACCUAAGGGGUCAAAUUUCUGCCCUACACCUAAGAGUAUUGACAAGUUUCA
Paramuricea clavata is the source of this 425-nucleotide messenger RNA. The record is from the annotation of a GenBank genome assembly. NCBI's taxonomy places the organism in Eukaryota, Metazoa, Cnidaria, Anthozoa, Malacalcyonacea, Plexauridae.